AUGAUGCCGCUCUACUUUGAUAGCCGCUUUGGCCGGCGAUCUUUCCCCUGGGCUGCGCCAGUCCACUACAGCCACGGGGUCGCAAGGUGUGCAAGUCCUCCUGCCACAAGCGAGGUUCCCGUAACGGAGGCAGCGACUAUAAACCUCAACGAGAUUUACAUGAAGAUUCUGGUCCAUACAAGUGUUAGAACAGUGGGAGCGAUGGUGCUAUCCGCCGUACCGGCGGUGUUGUGUUUCCGGAGCGCAGGCGCCAGGAUGUUCUUCGUGGGGGCAACGGGGGGAGCAGUAGGAGGAUGGAAUCUCCACGUCGCAGAUACAAUCCUGAAAGAUCCUUUGAAGAAUAGAAGUAUGAUCCCAAAGGUGGCAACGGUUGCUAAAUGUGCGGAGGAGUUGCAGCGUGAAUAUUACGAAGCCCUCGGUCGAGGAUUCGACUUCGAAAGGCUUUCAAAAGGCGUAGAUUGGGUCAAGGACAGACUCACUAGCUCAUGGAAGGCCAUUUCUUCGGCGUCCUCUACGACAACUCAACGUGGCGACCAGGACACCAAGAAAGAUUGA
Molecule: messenger RNA, 555 nt
Organism: Neospora caninum
Lineage: Eukaryota; Apicomplexa; Conoidasida; Eucoccidiorida; Sarcocystidae
Exons: 1
Coding region: 1-555 (184 amino acids)
Source: RefSeq, a predicted model, not a curated record